GCGGCUGGGGAAACUCCGGGACCUCCAGGGCGCUCGGAUUCUCGGUGGACAGAGGGGUCGAACCUCGGAAACAGUCACAAGGAGACACGCAGGGUCCCCCGGGUCGGAGAGAGACGGGGAGGGAAGCAGGGAUGCACAUUCAGAGGGACCCCUUCCUCCGCACAGACUGCGCGGCCAAGGUGUGACAGAGGCCCGGAGUCACAGCGGGGAGGGUGUCAGGCAGGACCCAGGAGGGAGAGGAUUGAGGGGGCCGCCGAGACGAACGGGGGACGGGGCCGCACGACCCAGAACGGACGGUAGCCUUGGCGACAUUAGGGGCGUAGCAGACACAGGCGGAUAGGCGCAGCGAGCGGAGCCAGCGGCCCGGGGUAUCCCCGGGCGAGAGCGGGGACGGGGACGGACUUCAGGAACAGACUCGGCGAGGCCCACGGUCACGCAUGGAGGCUAAGCGGCGCGGACGCCGAGAAGGCCGAGCCUCGAAAGCCACCGAGUGCUUACACAGAACCGGGCAGAAAGUUUUUUGACACAGUGACCGGUUCAGAUCGAGAUGCUAGCAGGGGCGCAGGGCCGGGCGGACCCUCCGGGGCUCCUAGGGGCGCGCGGCGGGAUAAGAUAGGUAACUCGGCACGGGCACUCGGGGUGUCCCCGCCCUGCAGCCACGCCCAGAGUGGGUGUGUGCACGUGCGGGGGCGGGGCUUUGGACCGAGUCUCGGGGAGGGGGCGCCUUUAAGUGAAACCCCGCCCCGCGGUCGUCGUGGCGACGCCUCCCCCCAGCCGGGGCUCCCACAUUUGAGCAGGUGCCGAGCUAGCGCCCGCCGCCUGCGCCUCCGGCUGCCCGCACCCCAGCAGAAAGGCAGGGUCCCCGCCACGAUCCCGGGCCAUGGCCGGCCUGGGCCCCGGCGGGGGCGACUCCGAGGGGGGACCCCGACCCCUGUUUUGCAGAAAGGGGGCCCUGAGGCAGAAGGUGGUUCACGAGGUCAAGAGCCAUAAGUUCACCGCCCGCUUCUUCAAGCAGCCGACUUUUUGCAGCCAUUGCACCGACUUCAUCUGGGGCAUUGGAAAACAGGGCCUGCAGUGUCAAGUGUGCAGCUUUGUGGUUCAUCGGCGAUGCCACGAAUUCGUGACCUUCGAGUGUCCAGGCGCUGGGAAGGGCCCCCAGACGGACGACCCCCGGAACAAGCACAAGUUCCGUCUGCACAGCUACAGCAGCCCCACCUUCUGCGACCACUGUGGCUCGCUGCUCUACGGGCUGGUGCACCAGGGCAUGAAGUGCUCCUGCUGCGAGAUGAACGUGCACCGGCGCUGUGUGCGCAGCGUGCCCUCGCUGUGCGGUGUGGACCACACCGAGCGCCGCGGCCGCCUGCAGCUGGAAAUCCGGGCUCCGACCAAUGACGAGAUCCAUAUCACCGUCGGUGAGGCCCGAAACCUCAUUCCUAUGGACCCCAAUGGUCUGUCUGACCCCUAUGUCAAACUGAAGCUCAUCCCAGACCCUCGAAACCUGACCAAACAGAAGACCCGGACAGUGAAAGCCACGCUCAACCCCGUGUGGAAUGAGACCUUCGUGUUCAACCUGAAGCCGGGGGAUGUGGAGCGCAGGCUCAGUGUGGAGGUGUGGGACUGGGACCGGACUUCCCGCAACGACUUCAUGGGGGCCAUGUCAUUCGGGGUCUCGGAACUGCUCAAGGCACCCGUGGAUGGCUGGUACAAGUUACUGAACCAGGAGGAGGGUGAAUAUUACAAUGUGCCGGUGGCAGAUGCUGACAACUGCAGCCUCCUCCAGAAGUUUGAGGCCUGUAACUACCCCUUGGAAUUGUAUGAGCGGGUGCGGAUGGGCCCCUCGUCCUCCCCUGUCCCCUCUCCAUCCCCCAGCCCCACGGACUCCAAGCGCUGCUUCUUUGGUGCCAGCCCGGGACGCCUACACAUCUCUGACUUCAGCUUCCUCAUGGUUCUGGGAAAGGGCAGCUUUGGAAAGGUGAUGCUGGCAGAGCGUAGAGGCUCAGAGGAGCUCUAUGCCAUCAAGAUCCUGAAGAAGGAUGUGAUUGUCCAGGAUGAUGACGUGGACUGCACCCUGGUGGAGAAACGUGUGCUGGCUCUGGGGGGCAGAGGUCCCGGCGGGCGGCCCCACUUCCUCACCCAGCUGCACUCCACCUUCCAGACACCGGACCGCCUGUAUUUCGUGAUGGAGUACGUCACCGGUGGCGACCUGAUGUACCACAUUCAGCAGCUGGGCAAGUUCAAGGAGCCCCAUGCAGCGUUCUAUGCGGCAGAGAUCGCCAUUGGCCUCUUCUUCCUCCACAAUCAGGGCAUCAUCUAUAGGGACCUGAAGCUGGAUAAUGUGAUGCUGGAUGCUGAGGGCCACAUCAAGAUCACCGACUUCGGCAUGUGCAAGGAAAAUGUCUUCCCGGGGACCACGACCCGCACCUUCUGUGGGACCCCAGACUACAUAGCCCCUGAGAUCAUUGCCUACCAGCCCUACGGAAAGUCUGUGGAUUGGUGGUCCUUCGGGGUUCUGCUCUAUGAAAUGCUGGCGGGACAGCCACCUUUUGAUGGAGAGGAUGAGGAGGAGCUGUUCCAGGCCAUUAUGGAGCAAACAGUCACCUACCCCAAGUCCCUCUCCCGGGAAGCCGUGGCCAUCUGCAAAGGGUUCCUGACCAAGCACCCAGGGAAGCGUCUGGGCUCCGGGCCAGAUGGGGAGCCCACCAUUCGGGCGCAUGGCUUUUUCCGCUGGAUCGAUUGGGACAGGCUGGAGCGGCUGGAGAUCGCGCCUCCGUUCAGACCGCGCCCGUGCGGCCGCAGCGGCGAGAACUUCGACAAGUUCUUCACGCGAGCGGCACCAGCGCUGACCCCGCCGGACCGCCUGGUGCUGGCCAGCAUCGACCAGGCGGACUUCCAGGGCUUUACCUACGUGAACCCCGACUUCGUGCACCCGGACGCGCGCAGCCCUAGCAGCCCGGUGCCUGUGCCUGUAAUGUGAUGUCACCCGCUGCCACUAGGUGUCCCUCAUGGCCCCGCCUCCCACCCCGCCACCCCCGCAGCGCUCUGGCCAGCGUCUCUCCGUCCGGGUUCCCAGGUGCUCGAAGCCCCUCUUGCGGCUCCUGGCCUCGGCGCUGGAGCCUCCCCGAGUUCUAGAUUCCAAGUCCCGAAUUUUCCCCCGCCCCGCGCCGGGGGCUCCAGGCUCCAUCCCGGUAGCCCCCGCCUCUUCCCGCUCCCUCCUUCCUGGGGAAGAAGUUUUGCGGGGUCACCGCUGCAAACCGGGACCCGGGUCCUCCCAGUCCUCAAGCCCCGUCCGCCUCCAUCCCAGUUAUAGAGCACGUGGGAGGCCCUGCCCUGCUCCCCAGGAUUCUGGGCAGUAUGAAGGGGCCCUUCCCCACUGUUCCCAGCCGGCUUUCAUUCUAGACUCCCGUGCAUGGCUCCAGUCUCUCUGGGAACACCGCUGUCGUUCCCCCUCCCCCCCCCCCCCCCCCGGCCUGCCGCCUCUGGGGGCUACCCCCCUCUGCCUCCUCCUCUUAGCCUCUCCCACCCCCACCCCCGGCCACAGCUGCUGGAGAAUAAAUCUGGGAUGCUGACGCUGAA
Cavia porcellus (domestic guinea pig) is the source of this 3573-nucleotide messenger RNA. RefSeq names its product protein kinase C gamma (gene Prkcg). Bases 881 to 2974 code for a protein of 697 amino acids. The transcript has 18 exons. Gene Ontology annotation, biological process: protein phosphorylation. NCBI's taxonomy places the organism in Eukaryota, Metazoa, Chordata, Mammalia, Rodentia, Caviidae. The record is from RefSeq and is a predicted model, not a curated record. Gene Ontology annotation, molecular function: zinc ion binding; diacylglycerol-dependent serine/threonine kinase activity; ATP binding.